Messenger RNA from Xylaria bambusicola, 1380 nucleotides. Its product is annotated as lysozyme-like domain-containing protein. The coding region runs from base 472 to 1032 and encodes 186 amino acids. The record is from RefSeq and is a predicted model, not a curated record. The transcript has 4 exons. Lineage: Eukaryota; Fungi; Ascomycota; Sordariomycetes; Xylariales; Xylariaceae. Gene Ontology annotation, biological process: cell wall macromolecule catabolic process; peptidoglycan catabolic process. Gene Ontology annotation, molecular function: lysozyme activity.
CUUCAGCACGCCAAAUCCAUUAACAUGCCGAGUAUAACUGAGUUACAUUUCAAUGCGAGGAAUACGAAUGGUUACAGCUUACACAGAUGUUUCAGAUCGUACUCACUCCAAUACAAAACGGAAUGCGAGCGCGCGCACUCAACUUGUUGCGGAUGCGAUCGUCCCCAGCUGAGAGCGCUAGGCUCCUGAACGGAUCGACAGAUUCAAGGACAUCACGGCCUUCCAUUUCAGGUCAACAGCUCCAACGCCAUCUUCCCCGUGCUGGCAGGAGACGAUGUGAAUCGAUAUUUUAUUUGAGACGGCUACAAUUGUGUAGCCUCCAUAAGCGGCUGCUUAGAUAGACACAAAUAGAUAUAAACGCUUCAGGUGCCCAUCGGCCUCCUUAAGCAAUGCUACCAUAGACGUACACAUCGUUUGCAUUGCCCCUUAUCCUCCAACAAUUUUGAACAUUACCAAGUAGUAUCACUCACGAUGGUUCGCCUUACGGUUACUUCUGCAGCCCUUCUUGCAGCCUCUAUGGCCCAGGCGGCCUGCGUCGGCCCAGCCGUGAACCAAGCGACCUUGGAUCUUAUCGCCGAGUUCGAGGGGUUCAGUCCCGACGUUUAUAAUGACCCAACUGGUAACCCAACUGUUGGCUAUGGACACCUCUGCCAGCAAGCCGGCUGUGCUGAGAUUCCUUAUUCCAUCCCGCUUUCGGAGGCUGAUGGCAAGAGACUCCUUGCCGACGAUGUGAUUCCGCCUCAGAACUGCAUUACCCAGCAGACCGCAGAGCCAGUGACCCUUAACGCAAACCAGUAUGGUGCACUGGUGAGCUGGGCAUACAAUGUCGGCUGUGGUAACUCAGGAUCGUCGAGCCUUAUUGCGCGUCUCAACAAUGGCGAGGACCCGCAGACUGUGAUUGCUUCCGAGCUACCACUAUGGAACAAGAGCGGCGGGCAGGUCUUGCCUGGCCUUACGAGGAGGAGGGCUGCUGAGGUCGAUCUCGCGAACACUGCUUCCUCGGACCCCGCUCUUCCGGCUGGAACGUGUUAGAAUAUGAGAUCUCCCAUCAGCUUUCAUACAAGCUUUUGUUGCUAUUGAGCAGGUUUUAUAGUCUGAGCGUGUAUAAUACAAUUUGCCAGGCGGAAGGACUCGAAUAUCAGGCUAAGAUAGAUGUAUACUUAAGACACAAGUAUCACCACGAUUGUCAUACACGAUUCGCAAGUCAAUUGUCUAUGAAAUGGGCACUUUCAUUUGCUGCGCCUGGAAGAAGAAGACGGAGAAAAUGGAUAGGGAAAUUCAGUGCAGACCAUGUAUCACAAAAAAUGUUACUAGUGGCGGAGAUUCCAUCAGUAUGUUCAUCCGUGAUGUCAGAGGUUAAGGCACACAGGGUCAGGCAUC